Molecule: messenger RNA, 2069 nt
Organism: Cynara cardunculus var. scolymus (artichoke)
Lineage: Eukaryota; Viridiplantae; Streptophyta; Magnoliopsida; Asterales; Asteraceae
Product: protein NRT1/ PTR FAMILY 6.1
Exons: 4
Coding region: 70-1950 (626 amino acids)
Biological process (GO): transmembrane transport; oligopeptide transport
Cellular component (GO): membrane
Molecular function (GO): transmembrane transporter activity
Source: RefSeq, a predicted model, not a curated record
UAUACUAUACACAUAUCUAGCUUGCACAAGCUUAUCCCUCUCUGUGUUUGGGAGUGUAAUCCAUUUCUCAUGGGUAUUAAAGAAAUCAAGUCGCCUGAAGUUUUGCCUGAGACGCCGCCGAUGGUGACGAUGGAAGAAAAUCCUGAGUCAUUAAAAAGUAAGAAGCUUGGUAUGUAUUUUGUUGAAUCCGACAACAGGCGUUCCCCUUUUGCCGGAGGUUACACCACACUUGGUACUACACCAGUGAAUAUCCAUGGCAAGCCUAUCACCGAUCUCUCCAGAACCGGAGGCUGGGUUGCUGCCUUCUUCAUUUUCGGGAAUGAAAUGGCAGAAAGAAUGGCUUAUUUUGGGUUGUCGGUGAACAUGGUAGCGUUUAUGUUCUAUGUGAUGCAUCGACCUUUCACUAGUUCAGCCAAUGCUGUCAACAUAUUUUUGGGAAUAUCACAGGCUUCCUCAGUUCUUGGUGGUUUUCUGGCUGAUGCAUAUCUUGGUCGAUAUUGGACUAUUGCUGUUUUCACUACCAUCUAUCUUCUGGGUUUAACAGGAAUAACAUUAUGUGCCACGUUGAAUAUGCUGGUACCCAAUCAAAAUGACUGCAAUCAGCUUUCCCUGUUAUUAGGAAACUGUGAACCUGCAAAACGAUGGCAAAUGUUGUAUCUCUAUGCAGUCCUUUAUGUGACUGGCUUUGGAGCAGCUGGUAUCAGGCCUUGUGUUUCUUCUUUUGGAGCAGAUCAAUUUGAUGAGAGGAGCAGAGAUUACAAUUCCAACCUUGACAGGUUCUUCAACUUCUUCUACCUGUCUGUCACUCUGGGGGCAAUUGUGGCAUUUACUGCUGUAGUCUACAUUCAAAUGAAACAUGGAUGGGGCUUUGCCUUUGGAGCUUUGGCCAUAGCUAUGGGAAUCUCCAACGUGGUAUUCUUUCUUGGUACUCCUUUGUACAGACACAGGUUGCCUGGAGGUAGCCCUCUCACUCGUGUGGCUCAAGUCCUCAUUGCUGCUUUUCGGAAAAGAAAUGCUUCCUUUGACACUAGUGAAUAUAUUGGCCUGUAUGAGCUUCAGGGGACAAGAUCUGCAAUUAAAGGCAGUGGUAAGAUAGCUCAUACAGAUGGUUUUAGAUGGUUGGACAAAGCAGCUUUGAGACUGAAGGAAGAUGAGAUGAAUACGAGUCCCUGGCAGCUUUGCACUGUGACGCAAGUGGAAGAAGUAAAAAUCCUGUUGAAACUGAUUCCGAUUCCGACCUGCACCAUAAUGCUAAGUGUGAUCUUAACAGAGUAUUUGACUCUAUCAGUACAGCAGGCAUACACAUUGAACACUCGUAUGGGGCAUCUGAAACUUCCAGUAACAUGCAUGCCCGUUUUUCCAGGCCUCAGCAUAUUUGUGUUGCUAGCCCUUUACUACACCGUGUUUGUUCCAUUAUCGAGACGCAUCACGGGUCAUCCACGUGGGGCAUCUCAGCUUCAGAGGGUGGGGCUUGGUUUGGUGAUUUCAAUCGUAUCUAUAGGAUGGGCUGGGGUUUUCGAGAGAUACAGAAGGAAUUAUGCGAUAAGACAAGGGUAUGAGGGGAGUUUUCUGAGUGCAAUGCCUGGUUUGAGUGCUUACUGGCUUUUGAUUCAGUACUGUCUGAUUGGCCUGGCUGAGGUGUUUUGCAUAGUGGGAUUAUUGGAAUUUCUAUAUGAAGAGUCCCCAGAUGCAAUGAAAAGUAUAGGUUCAGCUUAUGCUGCUGUAGCUGGUGGUUUAGGCUGCUUUGUGGCGACUAUAUUGAACAACGUUAUCAACUCUGUAACAGGAGGGGGGGAUGAAUUAGAGAAAAGACAAAAUUCGUGGCUGUCCCAAAACAUAAAUACCGGAAGAUUUGACUAUUUCUAUUGGCUUCUUACGGGUCUGAGUAUCAUCAAUUUCUGUGUGUUUGUGUAUGUAUCCCGCAGGUACAAGUACAGGGUCAAAGCUUAACACUACAGAUUAUGAGUAGGAGAUAUGAUUGAUAUUCAGAAAUAUAUAUUAUAUACACACAUUACUUGUGGACUACCAAAUUGUAUAUAUGUUAUUGCAAUGAAUUGUAAAGAAAUCCC